Molecule: messenger RNA, 522 nt
Organism: Symbiodinium sp. CCMP2456
Lineage: Eukaryota; Dinophyceae; Suessiales; Symbiodiniaceae
Source: the annotation of a GenBank genome assembly
AUGGCUGCCUUAGACAAGGAAGGACACUGGGAGACGGCUUGGGCCUUGCUGCGCCUCGCCGAAAAGGUCGAUGAGGUGAUGUGCACAGCUGUGCUGAGCGCCGCCAGGUCUUCGGAAGCUUGGAAUCGAGCUGCAGCCUUGCUCUACAGCAUGGCAGCAGGGCGCUUGAACCCAGUGGAUGCCAGCUUCAAUGCGGCGGUGACCGCUGCGUCCUCCGGCCACAGGUGGGCUUUUGCUAUGCGCCUGGUCCCCAUGGCUACUUCUUUCGGUGCAAACGCCUCGCUAGCGGCAAUGCGCAGAGCAUGGUGGAGGGCAUUGUCAAGGUUGGCGGCCAUGGAAGACCACAGUGUGCUGGUGGACUGCAUCAGCUACAACUCGCUCCUCGCGUCCCUGGCCUCGGAUGGCUGCUGGCGCUGGGCUCUUUCCCGUGCUCGGCGCAUGCAAGCCACGUCCCUGGAGCCCGAUGAGCAGACGUUGGGAGCCUGCCUCAGUGCCUGUGCCCUGUGCUGCCUCGCGAAGUGA